Molecule: messenger RNA, 7424 nt
Organism: Pristis pectinata (smalltooth sawfish)
Lineage: Eukaryota; Metazoa; Chordata; Chondrichthyes; Rhinopristiformes; Pristidae
Gene: thoc2
Product: THO complex 2
Exons: 39
Coding region: 1899-6713 (1604 amino acids)
Biological process (GO): mRNA export from nucleus; mRNA processing
Cellular component (GO): THO complex part of transcription export complex
Molecular function (GO): mRNA binding
Source: RefSeq, a predicted model, not a curated record
AAAUCUAACUUAUGCUUCAGUCAGAAAGCUUAUCUGGGGCUUUUCAGAUCCAAGGUUCAGGGACUACCUUGUGUGCCCCUGAUAUCCUUGUGAAGUUGAAUGAACUCAGCUGUUGUUUUUUCAUCUCUUUAUACAGCUUGGCAUAAUUUAUUUUAUUCAAUAACACUCCUGUGGAAUUGCUUUGGAGAAAAAAGUUGCUAUACAAGUUGAAGUUGUUAUUUUUUGUGCAUCAAAAAAGCACAUUGCCCAGAUUAUGAUACCUCUUGCUGAUACCUUUGUUAAACAACACCUUUGUUCAGUCUGCAAGAGUGACCUUGGGUUUCCAGUUGCCUGUCACUUUAAUUCACAUUCCCUUCCUUCUCUCAACUGUUCUUGGCCUCCUACAGUGUUGUCAUGAAGCUCAACGUAGGCCUGAGAAACAGCAUCUCAUCUUUCAACUUGGCACCUUAUAACCUUCAGGAUAGAGUUUAACAAUUUCAUACAAUUAGCCACUCCAGCCCUAUAUUUCACACUUCAAGCAUUUUUAAGCUCUCUCUUCUGGCUGCUUCAAAUUUCAUUCUUCUUUUCCAAUUAAUAGAUUAUUCAAACAUUACUUACGUUAUUAACUCGUUUUUACCAUUUCUUUCAGCUGACACCACCACCAAUUGUCAUUGGAUUUUUCUUGGUCUUCUCUCUCCCUCAUUGCAGAUGCUGCCUGGCCUGCUGAGGAACUCAAUACUUUUUUUUAACAUUCUGCUUUCCUGUUUGUCAUUGUCCUUUCUCUUUUAUUGCAAAAUACCACUUUCUUUCUUAUCUCUGAUUUUUUUCCCCCAGUUUUGUUGAAAAGUCAAACUUGAAUUUAUUGUGAUACGCACAAGUACGUGUAUGCACAGGUACAAUGAAAAACUUACUUGCAGCAACAUCACAGGCACAUAGCAUCAUACUGUAUAAGCAGCAUUCACAAGAAAAACAAAUAUAAUUAUGCACAUUUUUUAUAAGAAAGAACAAAAUUAGAAAAAAAACAAAGCACAUUUUAGUUGGAUUAUCAAUCAUUGUCCAUCACCCAGUGCCCCUGAUGUACGGAGGAGAGCAUUCUGACUGGUUGCAUCACUGUCUGGUAUGGAGCCUCCAAUGCACAGGAUUGAAAGAGGCUGCAGAGGGUUGUAGACUCAGCUAGCUCCAUCACGGGCACAACCCUCCCCACCAUGGAGGACAUUGUCAAGAGUCAGUGCCUCAAGAAGGUGGUAUCCAUUAUUAAGGACCCUCACCACCCGGGACAUGCGUCUUCACGUUACUACCAUUGGGGAGGAGGUACAGGAGCCUGAAGACCCACAUUCAACGAUUCAGGAACAGCUUCUUCCCCUCCACCAUCAGAUUUCUGAAUGGUCCAUGAAUCCAACCUCAUUAUUCCUCUUUUGCAUCAUUUAUUUACUUUUAUAACAUACAGUAAUUUUUCUAUCUUUAAGUCUUGUACUGUACUGCUGCUGCCACAAAACAACAAAUAUCACAACAGAUGUCAGUGAUAAUAAACCUGAUUCUGAACUGAGGAGGCAGGUAAGAGUCAAGUGGUUCCAAACUAAGGAGGCAGGUAAGAGUCGUGGAUCUAAACUGAGGAGGCAGGUAAGAGUCAAGUGGGUCCAUAAUCACAGACGGACCGGUGCAGGAAAAGACAGCAAAUAUCCACCACUGCGACUUGAGCAUUCCGAGGCGGGCGGAUUUGAGAGGGGACGAGGUCCCCCUUCACCGAACGGGAGUCAGGGGACGGAGCGGCGCCAGCGCUGUGCUGGGGGCAGGUCAGAGCCUCAUGCGGCCGGUUCCCUCCCAGGCUCCCAGCAUCCGCCGGGCGUCAUCGACCUCUGACCUGCAAGCUCACCGGGCGAAACAUCCGGGCCCUCGGCGCAGGAUGGUGUGCAGCUAAGAUGGCGGUGAUGGUCCUCCCUGGCGACUGGCUGAAGAACUGGGAGAAAGGAGGCAGAACUGACUUUGUACAAUUAUGCCGCAAUCUCAGUGAAAAUCGAAGUUACAAUGAUGUAACAUUUAAAGAUAUUCAACAAGCCUUGUAUGAGUUGGCAUGGCAUGUAAUAAAAGGAAAUCUAAGACAAGACCAAGCUGCCAGUGCUCUGAAUGAUGUAAUGGAACUUCGGGAUGAUAUGUCAUCAAUCUUGGCUGAUGUUUUCUGUGUUCUUGAUAUUGAAACAAGUUGCAUGGAAGAAAAAAGUAAGAGAGAUCAUUUUACUCAACUGGUUUUAGCAUGUUUGUGUUUGGUUUCAGAUACAGUUCUCAAGGAACGCCUGGAUCCAGAGACGUUAGAAUCUCUUGGGCUUGUAAAACAAUCUCAGCAGUUCAACCAGAAAUCUGUUAAGAUCAAAACCAAAUUAUUUUAUAAGCAGCAGAAAUUUAAUUUGUUACGAGAAGAAAAUGAAGGUUAUGGAAAGCUUUUUACUGAGCUUGGCCAAGACUUAUCUGGAAACCUCACAAGUGACCUAAUACUAGAAAACAUCAAAUCACUUAUCGGUUGCUUCAACCUGGAUCCAAACCGAGUUUUGGACAUUAUCUUAGAAGUUUAUGAGUGUAGGCCAGAACACGAUGACUUUUUUGUACCUUUGAUAGAAUCCUAUAUGUACAUGUGCGAGCUACAGACUCUCUGUCAUAUCUUGGGCUUCAAAUUUAAAUUUUAUCAGGAACCAAAUGGAGAGACGCCAUCUUCACUUUAUCGGGUAGCUGCGAUUCUGCUCCAAAACAACUUGAUAGAGCUUGAUGACCUUUAUGUCCAUCUUCUUCCUUUGGAUACAAGCAUUCUGGAACAACAUAAACGUGAAAUAGUUGAAGCUAAGCAAAUUGCACGAAAGCUCACUUUGGUAGUGCUUUCUGCAGACAAACCAGAUGAAAAAGAGAAGGAGAAGGAGAAAGAGGAAGAGAAAAAUGAAAAGCCUCCCGACAAUCAGAAGCUUGGAUUAUUAGAAGCUCUGCUGAAGAUUGGUGAUUGGUAUCAUGCACAGUGUAUCAUGGAUCAGAUACCUCCUUUCUAUGCCACCUCACAUAAACCAAUAGCACUUGCUCUCUGUCAGUUGAUUCAUGUCAUCACCGAACCCUUAUAUAGAAGAGUUGGUGUACCAAAAGGUGCCAAGGGAACAGUAAUUCAUUCACUUCGGAAUGAAAGGGCUCCAAAACCAGUAGAAACAUUUGAAGACUUGAGAAAGGAAGUCUUCAGCAUGCUCUGCUACCUUGGCCCUCACCUUUGGCACGACCCUAUCUUAUUUGCUAAAGUGGUUCGCAUAGGGAAGGCAUUUAUGAAAGAGCAUUCGUCAGAUGGAAGUAAGCAGGAUGACAAGGAGCGAACGGAGUCCCUUGUGAGCUGUUUUCUCAGUAUUGCAGACCAGGUGUUGUUGCCUUCCCUUACUCUAAUGGACUCCAAUGCAUGCAUGUCAGAAGAGCUUUGGGGAAUGUUGAAAACAUUUCCUUACCAGUAUAGGUAUCGUUUGUAUGGACAGUGGAAAAAUGACACCUACAAUAGUCAUCCUCUGCUGGUUAAAGUCAAAGCUCAGACAAUUGAUAGAGCUAAGUACAUUAUGAAACGCCUAACUAAGGAAAAUGUGAAGCCUUCUGGAAGACAAAUUGGCAAGUUGAGUCACAGUAACCCAACGAUCCUUUUUGAUUAUAUUUUAUCACAGAUUCAGAAGUAUGACAACCUAAUUACUCCUGUUGUGGAUUCUUUGAAAUACCUCACUUCCUUGAACUAUGAUGUCUUGGCUUAUUGCAUUAUUGAAGCCCUAGCCAAUCCGGAGAAAGAGAGGAUGAAGCAUGAUGACACCACUAUCUCAACCUGGUUGCAGAGUCUCGCAAGUUUUUGUGGUGCAAUAUUCAGAAAAUAUCCAAUAGAACUCACUGGUCUUCUGCAGUAUGUUGCAAAUCAGCUGAAGGCUGGGAAAAGUUUUGAUCUUCUGAUCCUGAAAGAAGUGGUACAGAAGAUGGCUGGUAUCGAAAUUACAGAGGAAAUGACAACUGAGCAAUUGGAAGCUAUGACUGGUGGAGAGCAGUUAAAAGCAGAGGGUGGAUACUUUGGACAAAUUAGGAACACAAAGAAAUCAUCCCAGCGACUAAAAGAUGCACUGCUUGACCACGACCUGGCACUUCCCCUUUGUCUCCUUAUGGCUCAGCAGAGAAAUGGUGUUAUUUUCCAGGAGGGGGGUGAGAAACAUCUUAAAUUAGUUGGGAAAUUGUAUGAUCAGUGCCAUGAUACACUGGUGCAGUUUGGAGGAUUUUUAGCUUCAAAUCUCAGUACAGAAGAUUACAUCAAACGAGUGCCUUCAAUUGAUGUUCUUUGCAAUCAGUUUCACACACCUCAUGAUGCUGCAUUUUUCUUGUCACGUCCUAUGUAUGCACAUCACAUUUCGUCCAAAUAUGAUGAAUUGAAGAAAGCUGAAAAAGGGAACAAACAACAACAGAAAGUUCACAAAUACAUCAAUGCAUGUGAAUUGGUAAUGGCACCUGUACACGAUGCUGUGGUUUCGCUUCACCCUGCCAAAGUGUGGGAUGAUAUCAGCCCUCAGUUCUAUGCCACAUUUUGGUCCCUCUCUAUGUAUGACCUUGCUGUCCCCAGUACUAGUUAUGACCGUGAAGUGAACAAAUUGAAGAUCCAAAUGAAAGCUAUUGAUGACAAUCAGGAAAUGCCCCUGAAUAAAAAAAAGAAGGAAAAAGAACGUUGCACUGCAUUACAGGAUAAACUUCAGGAAGAAGAAAAGAAGCAACUGGAGCAUGGUCAUAGAGUUCUGCAGAGAUUAAAACUGGAAAAAGAUAACUGGUUACUUGCUAAAUCUACCAAAAAUGAGACCAUUACAAAAUUCCUCCAACUGUGCAUCUUCCCAAGGUGCAUCUUCUCAGCCAUAGAUGCAGUUUAUUGUGCUAAGUUUGUGGAAUUAGUUCAUCAGUUGAAGACACCUAAUUUUUCCACACUUCUGUGUUAUGAUCGGGUUUUUUCUGACAUUAUAUACACUGUUGCAAGCUGCACAGAAAAUGAGGCUAGUCGCUAUGGCAGGUUUCUUUGUAGCAUGUUGGAGACGGUUACCAGGUGGCACAGUGACAGAACUAUCUAUGAUAAGGAAUGUGGCAAUUACCCAGGGUUUCUCACAAUCUUGCGAGCAAGUGGAUUUGAUGGAGGGAAUAAGGCUGACCAGUUAGAUUAUGAGAAUUUCAGACAUGUUGUACAUAAGUGGCAUUACAAAUUGACCAAAGCAUCUGUGCACUGCCUUGAAACUGGCGAGUAUGUGCAUAUCCGGAAUAUAUUGAUCGUAUUGACUAAAGUCCUCCCUUGGUAUCCCAAAGUACUGAAUUUAGGUCAAGCAUUGGAGCGAAGAGUGCAUAAAAUUUGCCAAGAAGAAAAAGAGAAGAGACCUGAUCUCUAUGCUCUGGCUAUGGGCUAUUCUGGCCAGUUGAAAAGUAGGAAACCAUACAUGGUCCCUGAGAAUGAAUUCCAUCACAAGGAUCCACCAGCAAGAAGCGCAACACCUGCAACAGUUCAGAAUGGACCAGGCACAGUCACACAACCUGCUGCAGCAACCACCAAUGCAGCCAAAGCUGAAGAAGGUACAAAUGAGGAAACUGAUAAAUUGAAGGAGAAAUCUCAGAGUGCCAUUAAAGUUACCAACAAAGCAGCUAAUACAAUACCCAAAGUUAUGGCCAGUAAUGGAACCAAUUCUAUAAAUAGCAACAAAGUUACAAAAGAGAAGGAAGAAAAAGAAAAAAGUGGGAAGGAAAAAGACAAGGAUAAAAAAGAUAAGACAACCCCAGCUGUUCCUCCAGAGGCUAAAGCAACAGCUAAAGAAGUAAAGGAAAAAUCAAAAGAAGAACGAAUGAACAAAGAUGAAAAAAUACGUGAGACCAAGGAAAAAACACCAAAGGCAGACAAAGAGAAAGAGAAGAUCAGGAAGGAUGACAAGACAGCAAAAGAAGAUAAAUCCAGGUUGACAUCGAGCAGUGCUGAAGCAAAAUCGCACUCGGAAAAGGAGAAAGAAAAGGAGCCAUCCAAGGAGAGAGAAGCAUUAAAGGAAGCCAAAUCAAAAGAAAGUCACACAGGCACUAAAGGAGAAAAAGCGGUCACUGCUGGGUCCUUGAAGUCCCCAGUUCCACGAUCAGAAUCUUCAGAAUCUGAUAGGGAACAAAAACGGCGCAAGCUUGAUUCCCACUCUUCACCAUCACAUUCCACUACAGUAAAGGAUGGUCUCGGUGAUCACAAAGAAUCAUCAGCAAAGCAUCAUAGCCCGCAUCAUACCAACCAUAGUACAGGCACACAGUCAAAGAGUAAAGAAAGAGAAAUGGAGAAGAAAGAAGUGGAGAAGUUAAGGGAUCGAUCAAGGGAGAGGGAAAAGAAAGAAGAUAAAGAACGAAAAGAGCGCAAAAGGGAUCAUUCAAAUAGUGAUCGAGAGAACAUACAAGAAUCAAAACGGCGUAAAGAUGAAAAUGGAACAGGUGGCUCUGGGAAACGGAGUAAAAGUGCAAGUCCAGUAGAUUCCCCACGCUCGAGUGAGAAGGAGAAGGAGAAAAAUAAGAGUUCAAAAUCUGCCUCUGGUAAAGACAGGGAUAAAAAUGACUCCAUCAAAUUAGAAAAAAUAGAGAAAAGUUCAACAGCCAGCAAAAAGGAGUCUAGACAUGAUAAAGGAGAGAAGAAAGAAAAGCGUGAGAGUGGUGGAUUGAAAGAUGACAAAAAACAUCAUAAAUCCUCAGAAAAACACAGAUAAUGAAGAAUGACACAACUAAUGGUUUUUUUUCCAUUGGACUACAAGCUGCUGCCGUGGAUUUAUUUGUGCUACUGAAUUUGGAACACAAGGACUUCAUUGGUGAGGAUGGCAAAUCAAGAGCGAGGACCUAACCGAAGCCUAUUAAAACAUUUUGUUGAAUUACUUUCACUCCAUUUUUGUUGGCCAUCGUUUAAAAGUUGAGUUGUGUUGUCUUUUUAACUUGAUGUUUUGUCUGUAUGCAUGUCAUUUUCAGUAUACUUGCAAGUGGUUUGCUCUUAAAUAUAAGCACAAUGUGCUGUACAAUGCAAAACCACAAAGUACAUUUUGUAGCCAUUUUGAGUGCAGGCUCACGUCUGCUGCAGGCUGUCUACAACCUUCCAUCUUCACCUUUAUGGCAACGAAGAUAUUUGUAUAUUAUGUAUACACUAGUAUAGUGAUUGUGUGUAAUUAAAAUCAGCCAUUGUUUAGUUUACUGAUUAAAACUAUCCCGUGCAGCAUCUUGUGUUUAUUUCAUGAAGAUUUUAAAACAAAUUGCAAGUAUUGUCCUUGAGAUGAAAUUAGGUUUAAAUUGUACAACUACAGGAGAUUUCUAUUUCCAUGAAUACCUAUGUUUGGUCAUAAAUUUUCAAAAUUACAUUUGAAUUUUUUAUCUGCUGUAUUCUACCAGUGUAAUCUUUUUCUAAAUAAAUGGAUAGUUUUCUCAGUCGGUCA